GGCUCGCUGACGUUUCUUCGCACCUCUAGGUAUCUGAACAUUUCCGUACUCUCAUCUUGUUUAUUAUAUACCACUUGGGCAACCCAACUUAUACCUCCUUAGCGUAGUGGUGUUGUCUGGUACGGAUAUUUGCGUAUCCCUACUUCCUCACUGAAACCCGCAGCAUACAUCUUGUUUGCCUGCUCCUAGCCUGCUUGCAUUCUGUCGUCCUCGCCUCGGUUUACCAUAUUACUACGGUAAACUUGAGGUAUGACGUGAUUUGGCAGAAGGGCAUCUUACUUUACCACGUAAUGGAACAGCCCGACCUCUCGAUAUCUACCGAUAUUCCGACAGCUGUUCCCCGUCAAUCCACCGAAUCUCCCACUGAUAGUACCUCGGCCGAGUCAAGUCGAUCCCACAGCUUCGACCAUCUUGCCCAUUCCGUUCCAUCUCUCCGAUUUCCCCGCCCGUUAGGCAACCGACAACUCACCAACUGGGUUUCUACCAGUUCGCCCGACAUUAUGCAACCAGAAACCCUCCUCGACGACGAGCCUAGCCUCGCCGAGCUAGGUUACGACGUCAUCGGCACUGAUGGGGAGAGUCAGGCCGAGUCCAUUGCUAGCUCUUUUGACUAUCAAAAGCCUGACGAUGUUCAGAGCCUAGCCGGCACCGAUACUGGAACCGAUGUUGAUGUUAACGAAGUCGAUACUGAAUCAUCCGAUGACGAAGAGGAAGAAGAGGCACCCACGCUAGCUAACACAGCUGAGAGCCCGAGCAUCAGUAGCACACUCGUCGAGCGUGGCGAUACAACCGAUAACGAAGACAUCGACGUUGACACUCUUUUAAAUCGGAGUCUUGAGAAUCCUACAGACUUUUCUCAACAUGGUCUCCCGUCAUUGAUGUUCAUGGGGCAAAAAGACCUAGGCCAUACUAAGGAGUUCCUCACACAAAGACAGAAACUGCCCUCUCAAGAUGUAAAUCUAGGCAAAGGGGACACUGCCCUGAAACGGAAUAGGUUUGCGUACUACAACUCGGAGAGCUAUCGUCUGGCGCUCAGAUAUGCCCGAGGAAGUCGCCGCGUUUUGAUAGUUCUGUCUGGCCUCGCCAUUCUGUACAGUCUUGCUAUCGCCGGCAAGCACUUACUAUUCACUCCACCAACCCCAAAGGUCUUAUCUACCGUUCCAGUGGCGUCAGUCUCUUCUGCUGCGGUUCCCUCUUCUGUCCGACAAAUCGUUCCCAGUUCUGCGUCCACCCCAACCAUGACGAGCUCCAAUACACAAAAAGCUCUACAAACCGGUACCUCGCCGAGCAGCCUUAGCUUCAUAGCGUUUGGAAAAGACAAAUCACAAGCAGGCCUAGCCAGCCAACCACAGCAACAAAGUAUCUGCUCGGCAGAGCUAUAUGAUCGCAAUGAGAUCAUGGUAAAGAUUCCCCAAACCCAUAAGUCCACCUGGCUUGCGAGGGAUGCCAUCCUGAUCGCAGUUAGUCGGGGCCUUUACGACAUCCCGACCAAGGUAUCCUUAGUAGAGGAGGGCUUCUUAAUUGAAGUGCCACUGGAAGAGGCACACGAUGUCCUAGCCGUAUCUAUUGCGACGACUUCUCGACCCAAGAUUAAGGAAACAUUCCACGUUGACUUCGGCAGGAACAAGUUUAUAGGAGCCCUAGAUGCUGGCAAGCAACUUGUAAAGGGCUUUGCACAAAGGCUUGUCGACACCGUCAAUGAGACAACGGCAUGGGUUGAAGAGACCUACAUUCCGGCUUUAGACGUCAUGUCGAAACAAGUUUGUAGCCAGACUUCUUCCGUCUCCGACUCCCUCAUCCAGGGGCUCAGAGAGGUGGGAAAGGCGGCCCUCGUGCACCCGACUCGACUUACAAACCAGGUUUUGGCUCGUGUCAAGGAAUCAUUUGAUAGCGACGAUCUAGCACGACGCCAACAAGAAGCCCAAGUUCAGCUCGGGCGUGGCGCCCAGAACGUACGUGACGAUCUCGCCCUACGUUAUCUCUCUGCGCAACUUAGAUCUAAGCUCUUGUGGUUGCGACUUCAAGGGAAAACUGAGGAGUAUGAACGUUAUCUUUCAAAGGCCGAGGCUUACUUGAAAGACCGAACAGAGGAUGCAGAGAUGGCUAAACACGAAAGAGCCAAACCUAUCAAGGGGCAGGCACGAUCUAAACGAAAUCAGGAGCAUAGCGAAACGAGAAGAUCCCUCUGGAGCAAAGCAAAGAGGGCGCCUCGGGCAUAAUCUGAUUCUUCUGAGCACUUUAUAUUACAUGGUUGGCUCAGGCGAACUGAGGGACGGCGGCGUUGGGCUUUAGUGAUGUAAUUGUCUUUGCUAAUUAUUACGUUCCUGUUUCUACCAUUCUAACACCAAUGCAGAGCGAGGAAAUCUCCCAUAUCCAUCCAUAUUCUCCUUUUACCUCCCCUCCCAGUCACUCUGCUUUGGUUGCUGCGAAUGUGCUCGAGGACAAAUGACCAGGGUUACGAUGUGGCAUCUUAUUUUCUCUCCUUUUUUUUUCUACUCAGUCGAGUACUAGGGGCUGUAAAGGAUUGUCAGGGGUCGGACAGAAGGGAUAUUCCCACAUGUUCUUAUAUUCCAUCCGAUUCAGCAUUGGUGUUGGGUGGUAGUCACCCCGGGGGGCGUUAAACAGCUCAUGUUAGUGAAGGUUAUAUCACGUGGAUAGUGGACUCUGGGAUUGAGGGCUAUUACGGUUGGCUUUGCAUCAAUCUGCAAAGGAGGGAAAUGCUGAUUAGACGCAGAGGAAUCCCUACAUAGAUCAUUGAGAAGAUGUCGGAUAAUGCAGUGACUUCAUGCUUGCACCUCUUUGGUCCCCCUUAAUGAGAUGAAGUGACAAUCUCGGGGAUGUCUUUAUAAUGUUACAAGAGUGUAUACUUAGUGAUCAGCUGUUGCCUAUUACCUGCUAUACCUAGUAUCCUUUACCUAGGUCCCUGGAAAGUACUGUAAUAGUAGUAUGGCAUUUAGG
This is a messenger RNA of Hypoxylon fragiforme, 2958 nucleotides long. RefSeq lists its product as uncharacterized. NCBI's taxonomy places the organism in Eukaryota, Fungi, Ascomycota, Sordariomycetes, Xylariales, Hypoxylaceae. The transcript has a single exon. The record is from RefSeq and is a predicted model, not a curated record. The coding region runs from base 291 to 2219 and encodes 642 amino acids.